AUGAAGUUCUCCUUGGGAGCCGUCGUGGCGUUUUGUGCUGCCGCCCAGGCGCACUGCAUCUUCCAGCAAAUGUCGGUCAACGGCAAGUCGGCCGGCCUGCUCAAGGGCCUCCGCGCGCCCAACAACAACAACCCGGUGCAGGACGUCAACAGCAACAACAUGGUCUGCGGGCAGCCCGGCUCGACCUCGCAGGACGUCAUCGACGUGGCGCCGGGGGACAAGAUCGGCGCGCUCUGGCAGCACGUCAUCGGCGGCGCGCAGUUCCAGGGCGACCGCGACAACCCGAUCGCGCACUCGCACAAGGGCCCCGUCAUGGCCUACCUGGCCAAGGUCGACAACGCCGCCUCGGCGGCCCAGCAGGGGCUCAAGUGGUUCAAGAUCGCCGACGACGGCUUCGACACGGGCAGCAAGACGUGGGGGGUCGACCGCAUGAUCCAGAACCAAGGGUGGUCCUACUUUACCAUGCCCGCGUGCAUCGCGCCGGGCCAGUACCUCCUGCGCGUCGAGAUCCUGGCGCUGCACUCGGCCAAGAACCAGGGCCAGGCGCAGUUCUACCAGUCGUGCGCCCAGGUCCGCGUGUCCGGCAGCGGCAGCUUCGCGCCGUCGCAGACGGUCAGCUUCCCCGGGGCGUACCGCGCCAACGACCCGGGCAUCCUGAUCAACAUCUACGGCCCCAUGGGCCAGCCCGACAACGGCGGCAAGCAGUACAAGUCGCCGGGUCCCGACGUGAUCCAGUGCUAG
Molecule: messenger RNA, 741 nt
Organism: Thyridium curvatum
Lineage: Eukaryota; Fungi; Ascomycota; Sordariomycetes; Thyridiales; Thyridiaceae
Exons: 2
Coding region: 1-741 (246 amino acids)
Source: RefSeq, a predicted model, not a curated record